Molecule: messenger RNA, 3953 nt
Organism: Haliotis rubra (blacklip abalone)
Lineage: Eukaryota; Metazoa; Mollusca; Gastropoda; Lepetellida; Haliotidae
Product: carbohydrate sulfotransferase 15-like
Exons: 9
Coding region: 113-1312 (399 amino acids)
Biological process (GO): hexose biosynthetic process
Molecular function (GO): N-acetylgalactosamine 4-sulfate 6-O-sulfotransferase activity
Source: RefSeq, a predicted model, not a curated record
GGAAAGAAGACACGGAAAACCUGCUCAAACGAAAACAAACAUUUGUGGUUCAUAGUUGGGGUGUAUUGAAGCCAGUAAACAUGCUGGCUGUCCUUGGGCCAUUCACAGGAUCAUGGUUUCAUGCCACAUGGGCCGGUGUCUUCAAGGCAUCUUCUUGGUGACUGGGGUCCUGUCUAUCGUCUCAAUCCUCUACGUCAACAACAUAAUAUCCCAUGGUGUAACUAUCAGGCCCACACAGAUUGCAGAUUCUAGGUCCAAGACGUCACAGGACAGUGAUAGCUGCGAGCGAUGUCUGAGACCGGUGUCAAGAGAUGGGGUGGAGGACCUCUUCUGCAUGGACCGACCUAAUUACUUGAAACAGCUGAAGAACCCAUGCUGGUUUGAGAAAUCCAAGCUUCGAUGUUUGCCAUACUUUCAUAUCCUGGGCUGUGCCAAGUGUGCUACGACUGACUUGAGCAGACGCAUCACCCUCCAUCCAGACAUCAUAAACCCUGAUGCACCGUUUGAUAAGGAAGCCUUAUGGUGGACUUGGAGGAAAUAUGGAUAUGUUGGUUACUCCCAUGCACGGAUACGUAAAUUUAGACAGUAUGUCAAAAUAUUUGACCCACUGGCUCACAAGCUGCAGACAUCGAUGAAGAGAAAAGAACAGAAUUAUUCCCACUUCAUCACAAUGGAUGGGUCUCCACCAGAUUUUUGGGAUUUUCGAGGUUGGCCGCUGUUGCCUCAGAACCAUGGCCACAGCGAACCAUGUGUCUACACCCCCCAGCUGAUGAAGCACAUCUAUGCAGACCCCAAGUUCAUCCUCAUCCUGAGGAACCCAACUGAUAGACUGUACUCGGACUACUUCUUCCUUCGUCAGGGUGACACACCUGAAGAUUUUCAUGAAGACGUGAAGAAAUCCCUGCAGACUUUUGCCAACUGCCAGAAGACUCACAGCAAGAAGCAGUGCUACUUCAGCGCCUCUGUCUACAAGAGACUGGAAACACGAAUUCACUUCGGUUGUUACAGUCUGUAUAUGAAGGAAUGGUUGAAAGCAUUUCCACUGCGACACUUCCUUAUCUUGAAGACUGAAGAGUACUCAAAGAACAUCACGGAACACAUAAAGAUGGUCUACUCCUUCCUUCAGCUCAGUCAGCCUUCAGAGGAUUUGUAUGAGGAGAUCGAGGACCUGGGGAGAACCCGUGUCACAAAGAAGAAGAAGAAAGCUCUGCCCAUGCUAGAAAGUACCAGGUUGAUCCUUGAUCAGUUUUAUGCCCCCUGCAAUCAGGAACUGGCUAGUCUGCUGGGUGACAAGAAGUUCUUGUGGGAGUGACUUCCUGGAUUAUUUUCAGUAAGCAAAAAAAACUAAUAUUUUGUGUUAGAGCUGGAAACACAUAUGGUCUUUAUAAUAAUAUAUGUUGAGGGUAGGGGUAGCCUAAUGGUUAAGCACUGCUCGUCACGCUGAAGACCUGGGUUUGAUUCCCCACAUGGGUACAAUGUGUGAAGCCCAUUUCUGGUGUUCCCCGCCAUGAUAUUGCUGGAAUAUUGCUAAAAGUGGCAAUAUGAUAUUUGGUUGUCAAAAGUAGCCAAAGGGAAGUGGAUGUAAGAUAUUCAUGGUGGUUAUUGUUAGUGUUUUGUUUAAUCAAUUGCCAGAUUUGAUUAUAAUCAGGUUAUGAGUGUGAUGAAAAUGCUAUUUCAUAAUCUAAUGUAGCCAAAGUAAACUGGAUAUAAUAUGAGAUUUUUCAUGCUGGUUAUUUUUAGUGUUUUGUUUAAAUGGUUGCAAAAUUUGAUUAUGAUCAGUCUCAUUAAACUCAAAUCUUUUAGUCGUAUGAAAUAUCUUUCAUGGUGACGAUCUUUCAGCCCUUCGAGGGAAAUUAUAUAGACCACUCUGAAUGCUUCACUGGGUUAUACCUGAAAUUACACACAGCAAUAUUCCGGCUAUUUGGUGGCAGUCUGUAAAUAAUCGAGUCUGGACCAGACAAUCCAGUGAUGUAACCAGGUCAGUGAGCAUGAGCGCCCGAACCCGUUAGUAGCCUCUUACGACAAGCAUGGAUUACUGAAGACCAGUUUUAACCCGGAUCUUCACAGGGUCAAUACUGAUAGGCUAAUUGGAGUGUUCACCUGACUGAUGAAACCGCAAAUAUAGCAUGUGUCAUGACGUCACUCAGAGAAGUUUAGUUCUGAAGUAAAAGUUUCAAUUAGAUUGUAUGAAGGAUUAUGUAAAAUUAAACUGUCUUUCACGAGUAGAUGAUGACUGAAAAAAGAACUAAAUGUGUGGAAUUUAUAUUCUGAUUUCAUUGUUUUCUGAUUACAUGAAAGUGGGCAUUGCAAAAACUGGGAUUUUGCUGACUGCAGGAGUCAGGUAAUUCAUAUUUCAAUCUAGGAACACAUUGUCUCAUGUCACUUACCAUGCAAUCUUUGGUUUGAUAAGAAACCGAUCUCCAGAUCAAAACCAUAUCAUCGUUACCAUAUUGGCAUCAUGAUCAGGAAUUCAAAGAAACAAGGGGAAGUUAUGUCUCGGAAAUAAAAUUUACAAAGUAACAAGUGAAAACUAUGUCUCGGAAAUAUAAUUCACUUUGUAUACUGAAAAUGUGUAUAAGCCAUUAGGCUUUUUUUAUGUUUUGUUUGUUUCUUAUAUACAAUCAUUCAUAACUUAUGACCUUCUAAAAAACUGAAAAAAGAAGCUGUGUACAUACGAUAUUGAACAACAAAUGACAACUGAAUUCGUUACCCAAAGUAAUUUCUAUAUAUUUCAUCCCUCUGAAUCUGAGCAUGGACAUGAGAAACACAAAAUGUUUUGGAUGGCCUUGGAGAGAGGUUUAUUGUGGGACUGAACCUGUAUUUAUUCUUUAGAUGGAUGCUGUAUGUGCUGAAUCAGUUUAUCAGUUUGAUUUAUGACUUGUGAUUACACAGUGUAUGAAAUAAGCCAAAAAUCCAGCCAGACAUCAGGGCUGGUAACUUCAAAAUGUUACCAGCCCAAAAUGGAUUUAACCAGACCAAACAUGGUGAAUUUACUCAGAUGUAUGGAACAUCUCAAAUUUUACCAGACUAUCAGGCUGGCUAGCUAGCUGUAAAUUUGGACCGUCCGUCAGAAAUCUAGACCGUCUCGGGUUGUUGGACGGGCCUUAUUUCAUACACUGGUUUACAUAUGGUGUGCCAUAUGUUUACAUGUGGAUCAUGUGAUUGGAUUGUGCCAAAUGCUUACACAUGAAACUGUUGAUAUAGUCACUGAUGUGUAUUUUACAGAGCCUUUUAUUCAGGAAUUUUAUACUGUUUUGCAGUUUUAGUAUUCCAUUAUGUCAAAAUUACGCGUUUCCACUCCACAAGUUUGCACCACAUACACAGUGGACUAUAUUUAUGAUGAGCAUACCUAUAAUGAACUGAUUGACAUUAUGAACUGUUUUGUUUGUCCUGAACACUUGAUGUCAGUUUCAGUUGAAAUGCGUUUAACGAAUUGUGGUUAAAAAUUCUAAAAAAGGGCAUUUUGAAGUUGGUGUAGUGAUGCAAGGCAAAUCUUAUGGAUAACAACUUAUUUGUUUCUCACGACGUUUCUGGACUAGUUCUUGCCCCUUCUUCAGAUGGAUAAUUAUAAUGAUGAACUGUGGUUAUUAUGAACUAUAAUUAGUGAUAUCUUUAUUCAUUGUGACUGUAAUUUACUGUAUAGGGUGCAAAAUAUAAUCAAAUGUAAUGUUCUGGAUGUUGCUGUUAAACUUCCUGUUACUGAGGUUGAUGGAUUUGCUUCAAAAAACAUGUCCACCGAGAACAUCUUUGAACAUUUCUUUCUGCCAAACUUUUAAACAAGCUAAUCUGUCAGUGUUUUAUAGCAUGAUUUCAAAAUUCAUAUGGGUACGAUAGUAUGGCACCAGUAUUGUCAACUGUUGUAUUUACUAAAUUCCCUUUCAAUGAUAGGGCCGCCGUGAUAUUGCUGGAAUAUUGCUAAAAGCAGCGUAAAACCAUACUCACUCACUCAAUGA